CUAGUUGACAGACAACGACAAGCGCGCCCCAAGUUUCAAAUACAGAAUUUGGAACAUGACGACGAAUCAACCGCUUCUCUCUUUUGAAGCUCUUAUAACAUGAUGGUAACACAAUAGCAGACCACCGUAGCCGUUCAGGCGAGCAGGCGACGUGGAACGACUUCCUGCGCUGUGUUGCAAAUCUGGGGCCCUGAGAGGCGCAUUUAAGAAUGUCUCUCGCUCCAGAAUGGCAGCACCCAUUCGUGAACAUCUUCAAGCUGUGCGAUGUGGACACAAUGCGGGAGUUCGAAACGAAGGGCGACGUCACCGAACACAUCGACAAAAUCAUCGGCAAGAAGGUGUUCAAAAUCAGGGGCAUGAUUCCGGCGGGUAACUACCUGCGUGUGCCGCGCACCAAGCUGCAGACGCUGGGGCUUACCGGGCGCCUGCUGUACAUCCAGCUCAAGGUGACGCCGAUCAAGGUGUUUGCCAUCCACAUCGAGGUCGUGACGGAGGACCACAACAUCCACCGCAUCUCCAUCUCCAACAUGUACAACCCGGAGUCGAUGAAGCGCAAGUCCAACGGCGUGCAGCUGCCCUUUCCCAAGCCCAGCCACCGCUGGUGUGUGCUGGCUGUGGACCUGCGGGAGGCGCUGCGCGGCUACACCAGCUCGCCCUUCGCCUCUGUGAAGGCGGUGCAGACAUGCUCUUGGAUGACGGUGCGGACCAUGUUCGCGUCCGACUACAAGUUCAGCCUGCAGAGCCUGCCGGGUGAUAUGGCGCUGUCCCACGCGCUGGACUCGAGCCUGUUCGAGAUGGUGUGGCUGCCGGCUGAGCCGCAGGACGCCCCCACAAUGGACUUCAUGCCACCGCCCAAGCGCUAUGGCACCCGCGCGCGGCGACCGGGGACCGCGGAAACAGCGGACACGGCGGGGGCCGCCGGGCGGAAGAGCCUCAGCGGUGCCAGUGCCGGCGGAGCCGGGCCCGCCAAGGGCGGUGCCAAGGCGGGCGCGGCGGCGGGUGGCAAGCGGGCCGUGAGCAGCGCGGGGGCGACGCGCGGCACGCCCAGCCAGCGGGGCAGCACCGCGGGGGCCGCCACUCCCGGCAGCGGAGCCGGUGGCGGCGGACAUGACGGGGAGGAGGACUUCGAAGACGACCUCAGUGAGGACCUCGACAACGGCGCGCCACUGCCGCCAUCGCCGGCAGUGCCGCCGCCGCUGUCCCCCAGCGUCGCCGCGCGUAUAGCGGGGCGCGCCACCUCCGCAAACAUCGGUGCCGCCACCGCCGCCGGCGCCAUUGUCGGCGCCGCAGCCGCGCACCCCCGCCCCGGCGAAUCCGACGCCUCCGCGCGGCCCUUCCCGCGGCCCACCACGGCCCUGCUCGCCGGCGCCGCCACCACGGCCUCCCUGCGGCCACCCAUCGCCUCCGCCAACGUGGCGAAGCCGGAGCCGGGGCAGCCAGCCGCGCAGCCGCUGCUGCCCGACCCAGCGCUGACGCUGACACGCGUGAACGCCUACAGCGGCGAGUUCGUGCGGUGCCUUGCAUGGCUGCCCGGCACCGAUGAGGUGGUCUUCGCUGCGGCUAGUGUGGUGGUGAUCAUGGGCGUGGCGGACCCCGGCGCGGCGGCGCAGCAGCAGGCGGCGGUGACGCCGGGGCGGCAGCGCUACUGCCUGGGCCACACCGCGUUCGUGUGCGCCCUGGCUGUGGCCAGUGACGGGCGCCUGCUGGCCAGCUGCCAGGAGGGCAAGGAGGCCAUCGUGCGGCUGUGGGACACCGCCAACUGCGCCUGCCUGGCCAUCUUGAACGCCCACGCCAGCGGCCUGAGCUGUGUGGACCUGAGCCCGGACCUGCGCGCGCUGGCGGCCGUGGGGCUGGACGUCCAGGGCCGUCAGACCAUUGCGCUGUGGAACAUAGCCGAGCUGAGGGCGGCGGGCGGGCCCAAGGUGGAGCUGGUGACGCGGCAUGCCACCGAGUACAACAUCAAGGUGCUGAAGUUCAGCGCCUACCAGGAGGACCACCUGCUGACCGCGGGCCGCGACUCCAUCCGCAUCUACCGCCUCAAAGCCGGGCAGCUGCGAGGCACCUCCGUACGGCUGGUGCCGCAGGACAAGCGGGUGACCAGCUUUGCUGGCGGCGUGUCUGCGGCGGUGGGCCCAAACAUCUUCACCGACAUCGGCUUUGAGGCGGGCGUGGGCGUGUACGGCGUGGACGCGUUCAAGGUGUACGUGUCCUCCGCCUCGGGUGCGCUGUUCGUGGUGGACUACACCACCCGCCAGCUGGACGCCAUUUUCCAACUGCACGCCGCCGCCAUCAACUGCCUGGUGGUGUCGGACGGGCUGGUGCUCACGGGCGGUGACGACAGGCUGCUGCGGGCCUGGCCCCUGGACUUCAGGGACUACCUGCUGGAGGCCGAGCACGAGGGCGCGGUGACGGGUCUGGCCAUGUCGACUGACGCGCUACGGCUGGCGGUGGGCACCGAGAACGGCACGCUGGGCGUGCUGGCCAUCCCCACACACGCCUACACCACAUUGCUGCGGUCGCACUGCGGCGCAGUCAACGCCGUGGCAGUGGACCCCAACAGGGACCAGUACUGCACGGUGUCCUCGGACGGCACGCUGCGCAUCUGGCACCUGGCCACGCACCAGCAGCUGUACGAGUUUGACGCCCCCGGCGAGGCCGUGAGCGCCAUCGCCUAUCACCCCCACCCCUCGCACCACGAGCUGGCGGCGGGCUUCGCCAACGGCCGCCUGCGCGUGUUCGACGUGCCCUCAACCACACUGCUGCAGGAGCACCACCAGCAUCGGGCCGGCAUUACAGAGCUGCUGUUCAGCCCGGGGGGAGACCGGCUGUUCAGCGGGGGGGCGGACGGGGCCCUGGUGGUGUACGACACCGCGCGCAUGUACGCGCCGGCGCAGUACCUGUCGGCGGGCGUGCGCGACAUCAAGGUGUGCUGCGCGGUGUCCUCCAACGGCGCCUUCUUCGCCAGCCUGGUGCGCGACCCCUACCGCCGCACCACCAGCCUGCUGGUGUUCCACGGCAGGACCCUGGACCCCUUCAUGCGCAUCGAGACGGACGCGGCAGCCUACGUCAAGCUUGCCUUCUCCGCCGACUGCAACGAGCUGUGGGCGCUGACUUCGGGCCGCCGGCUGGACCGCUACGAGCUCAAGGACGGACAGCUGGUGCAGCAGAUCCACGAGGUGUCCCCCCUGGAGCUGACAGCUCUGUGCCUGGACCCCGCCGGCCGCUACGCCGCCACCGCCGGCGCCGACGGCCUGCUGCGGCUGUGGGGCUGCGUGCCGCUGCCGGCACUGCGCGGCCUCAAGGGCCUGCCGCCCAACUCGGCCUUCCUGGGGCACCCUAGCGCCAUCCUGGGCGCCGCCUUCCACCGCAGUGGCUACCUGGUCACUGUGGGCGACGCCGACUGCGUGUGCGUGUGGCGCGUCAACGCCGACCACAUGCAGCAAGAGCGGGGACACCUCGCCGCAGCAGCACACGCACUGCGCGGCGCCGCCGCAGGCGGCGGCGCCGCAGGCGCCUCGCCGCUGCUCCUUCAGGGCGCGGCGCACCACACGCAGGCGACAGGGGCGCUGGACCCGACUGACCCGCGCAGCCGCGCCCACCCCAGCACAGCCCUGGGCCCGGUGGCCUCGGCACGUGACCACCAGCUCACCACCCGCGCCGCCGCACUGGGCACACCCCUGCCUGCCGGCGUCCUGGGACUGGUGCCCGCGCCCUCCGCCUUCACGGGGACCUACACGCAGGGAAUGGCGGCGCCGUCGCUGGGCUCGACUGUAGCAUCACCCACGCGCGUCACCGCUGCUACAGCCAACAGCAUGGCCGCGCUCUCACUCGUCGCCAACUCGCCCGCAGUCGCCGCCACGGCGCCGGGGCUUCCAUCCCACGCGCUUGUGGUGCCAAAGCCCUCGCCGCCGCCGCCCUCGGCCGCGCCCGCCUCCCCCGGCCGCUCUCCAAAUCGGGCGCUGGCGGGAGCCGGCCCGGCACGCAGCCGGCUGCCCGUGCCGCUGCCGCCCUCGCCCCAGCCGCUGCCGCCGCCCCCGCCGCCGCGCUGUAGCUGGCUGCUGGGCUACAGCCCAACUGGCAGUAGCAACGUGGCUUGGAACGCCACCACGGGUCUGUUCUGCUACGUGGUGGAAGACAUGGUGGUGAUGGAGAAGCUGGCCACGCGGCAGCAGCGCUACCUGCGAGGCCACAACCGGCCGCUGUCGUGUUUGGCGGCCUCGCCGGAUGGGGCCCUGGUGGCGGCGGGCCCGGCGGCGGCGGAGCCUGCGUUCACGGAGCCGGCGGCGGGGGCGCGGGCGGCGCAGCUGCAGCAGCAGGGCGUGGCGGUGGGGCCGGGCGGGGCCAGCCCCACGGCGCCCUUUGCGGAUGUGGUGGUGUGGGAGGCGGCCAGCGGGCGGGAGCUGUGGCGGCUGAGGUACCACCCGCUGGGAGUGCAGGCGCUGGCGUUCUCGCCCGACGGGCGCUGGCUGGUGUCUCUGGGCCGCGACCCCGAGCGCGGCGUGGUGGUGUGGGACGUGGCGGCGGGGCUGCUGGUGGCGGCGGGCCGCACCGAGCAGUCGCCGCGGGCCGCCGCCUGGCUGUGGGGCGGACACAACCCCGCAUUCGCCACCGCGGGAGCGGACGGACUGCUGCUGUGGACGCUGCAGGACAACUUUCUGGAGCAGCGCACGGUGCCGCUGAGCCCCACCGCCUCCCCGCGCGACCCGCGGCCCGUCACCGCGCUGGCAGUGGACCCGCACGGCGCCCUGCUGGCGGCCGAGGCGCCCGCAGCCCCCGGCAGCCAGGUGCCGGUGUGGCAGGUGCAGGUGGAGCUGCAGCCGCCACAGGAGCCGGGCGGCGAGGCGGCUGUAGCGCCGGGGGGUGGCGGCGGCAUGUCGGCGGCGGUGGUGCAGGUGGCGGCGCUGCCGAGCGGUUGUGUGGUGACGGCCAUGGCGGCGGGACUGGACUUCGCGCUACUGGCCACAGACGGCGGCAGCGUGGUGCGGUACAGGCGCUCCACUCUGAGCGGCACGUGGCUGGAGUCCAGUGCAGUGCGGCUGGAUGGGCGGGUGGCGGCGCUGUCCGCGGAGCCCAACAUGUGCGACGCGGUGGCGGCCACAGACACAGCCACCAUCUGGUUUGUCGGCAUGCAGGACGCCAGCUGUGUGCCCAUCGUGUGCGGCCAGGCGGCCCCGGUGACGGGCCUGGUGCCGGCGCCGCACAGCGGCCGCGUCAUGGCCUCCACAGCGGCAGACGGGCUGCUGCGCGUGUGGCGCCUGGGGCCGGAGGACGCCGAGCCCGCGCUGGAGCUGCACUCCACCUCGCCCGCCACUGCCGCCGCCUUCCUGCUGCGCCAGCCCACCGACGCCCCCGCGCACACCCUGCGCCACCCGCCCUCCGCCGCCCCCUCCUCCGCCGCCUCCUCCUCGCCCCUCGACCCGCUCGACCCACUGCCUGCCGCCGACGCCGCCCCCGCGCGGCCCGUGCUGCUGCCUGCCCCGCACCUGCUGGGCGGCUACGGCGACGGCUCGCUGCGGCUGUUCGCGCUGGAGCCAGCGGUGCAGCUCAGCUGGGCGCUGGCACGGCACCCCGCGCCGGUGGUGGGCGUGGCGCCACACCCGCGCCGAGGGCUCGUGCUCAGCGCGAGCAGCGACGGCAGCCUGGCUGUGACGGACCUGUCCUCCACCCGCCUGGUGUCCUACAUCACGGCCUUCACAGCCGCCGGGCCCACGCCGCACAGCCCCGGCGGCACCGGCAGGCGCUCGCCGCGCGGCGCCGCCUCGCCGCCGCCCGCGCCGCCGCGACCCGGCACUGGGCCGCUGCAGGCCAUGGCUGUGAGCUCCGGCCCCGGCGCCCCGCUGGCGGCUCUGGCCUGGCGCGACCGGCUGGUGGUGUUCGCGGCGCCGUGGGACGACCCCGCCUGCAGCCCACUGGCCGAGUACGACGUGACGCCGUCCGACGGUCGCACCGACGCCGCCGACAGCCACGGCCUGCUGUCGCCCGACGUGCCCGCCUGCCUGGCCUUCGUGAACAGCAGUAGCGGCAGUAGCAGCAGCGGCACCUCCGCCGCCAGCCCCGGCCUCAGCGCCCACCUGGGCGGCAGUAGCAGCGGCGCCCCCUCCUCCAAGCUGCUGGCCUACGCCAGCCCGCUACUGCCGGGCACCGUGCUGCUGUACGACGUGCGACUGGCGGCUGUAGCACGUCGCGUGCGGCUGCCGCAGAUGGUGCGCUCGCUGGCUGUAGCACCCGACGGCGGGGCCAUGGUGGUGGGCUGCAUGGGCCGCAGCGUGUUCCUGGUGCACCUGGCCAGCGGGAAUACGGAGGAGCUGGGGGGACACGCGGGGGCCGUGGCGGCUGCGUCGUACACGGGUGAUGGCGGGCACGCGGUGACGGCCAGCGGUAGCGUGCUGAUGGUGUGGGACGCAGCGCAGCUGCUCAAGGGCGUGACGCCGCCGCCGCCGCGCAUGCUGCGAGAGUUUUAGCGGCCAGGGCCGUGAGGAACUUGCGCGAAGAAGAUGGAGUAGGACCAGGUUUAAAGGCUGGAUUGAAGGUCCAGGUGGCGAUUGGGAAAGGGGCCGAGCGAGUGCGUCGCUGGCGAAGGUCUUAUGCACUGUACCUGUUGGCGAGCUUGGCUGCAUUAAAGCCAGUCACCCCUAUUAAGCCAGUACGGUAGAUGCGCUGUCCCGUGUAGCAUCACUACGCGGUUACGGUAGUGUUGGGCGGAGUUGGGUUUGUGCCACUGCAUGACCGGCAUGAUGACCGGACAAAUGAUGCCAUGUGCAUACCGUACGAUAUGUGAGUACGGGACCUGCUGUCUGCAUCGCUGCCCUGCAGCCGGCCUCCCUGAGCUCGCACGCUGCUGGCUGAGAGGCUGUUUGUACCCCACCCAAUCAGCGUCAAGGGCUUCAGGGCUUCAGGCCCCCAGCAUC
Molecule: messenger RNA, 6908 nt
Organism: Chlamydomonas reinhardtii
Lineage: Eukaryota; Viridiplantae; Chlorophyta; Chlorophyceae; Chlamydomonadales; Chlamydomonadaceae
Exons: 28
Coding region: 210-6461 (2083 amino acids)
Molecular function (GO): protein binding
Source: RefSeq, a predicted model, not a curated record